AUGGGUGAGACAACUGCUUCAAAUUCUGCUUUGCAAGUGUCUGUUUCUUUUGGUAGAUUUGAGAAUGAUUCUUUGUCUUGGGAGAGAUGGUCUUCUUUCUCUCCUAAUAAGUACUUGGAGGAAGUUGAGAAGUGUGCAACACCUGGAUCAGUAGCACAGAAGAAAGCUUACUUUGAAGCUCAUUACAAGAAGAUUGCGGCUCGGAAAGCUGAAUUGUUGGCUCAAGAGAAGGAAGUUCAGAAAGAUUCUUUCAGAUCAGAAGAUCAAAAUGGUAUAGAUCUAAGUAGUAACGGCAACGUUAAUGCUUGUGAGACUGAUUCGGAAUUCAGUAUAUCUAAAACUCAAGGUACUACUAAGGAAUGCGUUACUCAAGAAAUCGAAAUCAGCUCGGUUGGUGAAACCAGCCAGAGUCGAGUGGAUGAUUUGAAGGGGGAAGUUGCGGUUAAUAGAGAUUAUCAAAGUUCACUCGUUGAGGUGGUAGAGAACAAAGAGGAAGAAAAUGGAUCACAUGGUUCCUACAAGAUAGAUGAGCCUAAAGAAGAUGUGUGUGUAAAACUAGAAGAAAGUCUCGACGUUGAAGCGGAAGAAGUGAAGGAAAUUUCACAUGUUGUGUACAAGGAAACAGAAAAGGCUACACAAGUCGAAGAGAAAGUUGUGAAAUUGGAUCAUCCUAAUGAAUCUAAGGUUAUCUCUGUGAAUAGGGAAAAUAAUGUAGCCAAAACAAAGAAGAAACCGGUGCAACCAAAAUCUAAGGCAUCUCAAAUUUCGACACCGAGAAGUUCAAAGUUGAUAUCAAAUCCAACUAAAACAUCGACGUCUGCUUCUUCAACUAAAAAAGGAAAUUCGCCAUCUUUACCCAAGAGACAAAUUACUUCAAGUGUGGAGAACAAAAAAGCUGCUAACCUAUCUUUGCACAUGUCUAUGAGCUUAGGUCCAAGUAAUUCCGAUCCAGCUCCUCAUACCGCUAUGAGGAAAUCUCUCAACAUGGAGAGCAUGGGGGAUAAGGACAUAGUCAAACCAGUUCCUCAUACCACUAUGAGGAAAUCUCUCAUCAUGGAGAGCAUGGGGGAUAAAGACAUAGUCAAACGAGCAUUUAAGACAUUCCAGAAUGGUUUCAACCAGCUGAAAGCUUCCAGUGAAGUAGACAGGUCUUCGGUAAAAAAACAGGUUCCUUCAAGGGGGACUGCGUCAAAGGUUUCAACAUCUACAGCUUUGCGUAACAAAAAUGGACAGCCAACUACGGUUGAGAGGAUGGACAAAAGAAGUGGAAACGCUGUACGGACUAUGGGCCCAAAAAGUGACACCAAAUCAGAGAAAGGGAAAGAGUCCUCGAGAAAAAUAGAGGAAAAACCUAAUACAAAUGCGGUACAAAGAACGCGUCUCCAAACAAAAUUGAAGGAGGAAAAAGAAGCAGAAAUGAAAAAGCUAAAACAUGAUUUCAAGGCCACAUCCCUAUCAACUUUUAAUCGUGGUCAAAAAGCAUCAAAAAGUCGCACAUAA
This is a messenger RNA of Vicia faba (fava bean), 1500 nucleotides long. The record is from the annotation of a GenBank genome assembly. Lineage: Eukaryota; Viridiplantae; Streptophyta; Magnoliopsida; Fabales; Fabaceae.